Capronia coronata CBS 617.96 is the source of this 921-nucleotide messenger RNA. RefSeq lists its product as uncharacterized. The record is from RefSeq and is a predicted model, not a curated record. Bases 1 to 921 code for a protein of 306 amino acids. Gene Ontology annotation, molecular function: cysteine-type deubiquitinase activity. NCBI's taxonomy places the organism in Eukaryota, Fungi, Ascomycota, Eurotiomycetes, Chaetothyriales, Herpotrichiellaceae. The transcript has a single exon. Gene Ontology annotation, biological process: protein deubiquitination.
AUGGAGGAGCUCCUGGCCCGGCACCGGAAGGAGAAGCGGGAUCUCCAGGGCCGGAUCACGCAGAAGAAAAAGAAUGCCACGAAGAAAACGAGAAAAGGCGUUAAUGAUGAGUGCGAGAGAUUAGAACGAGAGCUGGCCGAGAGACAGAAGGCAGAGCUUGACGCUCUAGAAGGCAAAAACGGUGAUGGAUUGGAGUCAUCCCUGGAUACUCUGGCCAUCGAAGACACGGUCGAAAACGUAAACGGAGACGGAAAUGCCGAGUCGGCGUCGGCGUCUGCUGAACUAAAUCCAAGUCAGAACCCUGAGCAGGUCACCCCAUCUCCAGAUACCGACCAACAACCGCGCAAAAAGCCAAACAGGCAGAAAGCGAGACUGGCCCGAAGAGCAGCAGAACAGGAAGCUCAGGCCGCCGCAGCAGCCCUAGAAGCACAGAACCUGCCGGACCUUCGCGAACAAGAACUUGCAUCUAUGAAGGGGCAAAUGGAGAGUCUAGGGUUAUCCGAAACAUUCAUUCGGCCAGAUGGACAUUGUCUCUUCUCAGCAUGUGCGCACAGCAUGCCUCCCGAGCUGGUCUCGAAGUCCGGUCCACACAAGGAGCCGUAUCAGAACGUCAGGACUGCCGCAGCAGAGUUUAUGGCCGCGCACCCGGACGACUUUGGACCCUUCCUGGAAGAGCCUCUCGAUAGCUAUGUGCGGAAGAUGAGAGACACGGCGGAAUGGGGUGGACAGUUGGAGCUGCAAGCCAUUGCGCGAACCUACAACAUCGACAUCAAUGUACUGCAGGCCGACGGAAGGGUUGAGAAGAUCAGCUCGGGAUCAAGUACCAAAGACGACUCCACGUCGAUCUGGUUGGCUUACUAUCGACACAGCUUUGGGCUGGGUGAACACUACAAUGCAUUGAAGAAAGUGGAUAAGAGUUGA